ACUGUUUGAACCAACCCAUAACGUUCAAGGCUUCAAAUCACGAGCUAUCUGUUAUCUCGGAUAACAACUGCCAAGUUCGUACAAAUCGUUAAACACCCCAAAAGUUUGUGGCUUGGGUUUCACCAUUUACAGGAUCGCAAAAUAGUUGGACUACCACAAACUUUUAUCUUGAUGGAUGACAUAGCUCUCGUACCCUUAUCACUCAAGACGUUCUACUCGCAAUUAGAAAACAGAAGAAAACAAAAAUUUUUUAACGCCUUUCCCUUAUCAUUUCCAGCCCUUUACAGAUGGUUCAUUGGCCUCUGCCUUCUGUCAAAAUUUUUUCCCUUGGUGAAUUCGCAAAGAGCAACAAUCUGCAAGGUAAACUAAGCGGCGUCCCCAAAUCUUAAUGUGAAUUUCUAGUUUGCAGAAUAACGCGUUGCCUUGCUUCCUCAAAAAUCUUCACAGACACAAAACUGAAACCGCUAUCCUUUGAGAUAUGCUGUAAGGGCAUUAUGGAAUUCCAAAUUUCUUGCCAGGAAACACUACAGUGUUAUUAGUUGUUUCCACAAAGCUGGAGUUGUUGACAUCGAUGAUGAGGUAUCUGACGUAUCCAAGGUCUUUCACUCUUAUCUGGGAAGUGUUUUGAGAAAACAUCAGGAAGAUGGAUAUAGUUAACAGAAUGGGGCAUAUUAUUGGGCUCUUCGUGACCUCGAUAGGUUGACCAAAGAAUCGACUGCUGUUAUCUUGUUGUUCUUUCAAUGUUGGCCUGCACUCUUUAGAAGACAGUAUAGCCAAUUCAGACGUCUCAUUAGCUAGCAGACUGUGCGAAAGUAACUUCAUUGCAAGACAAAACGCAAACAAAAACUCCAACUAUGGUGAUGUCGGUGAUACCAGAUGAUGGUCAUCCUUACCUAGAAAUACAAUGGAAACUGAGUGACAUGGAAGUAGAAGCUGUCUUGUUAUCGAAUUUGAUUGAAUUCCGAGGUCUCAAAGCUAUUCGUUUGGGUAUUCAAAACCUAAAGGAUCAGCGUUGCACACUGAAUCUCUUCGCUCAUCAUAUUCAGCACACCGGGAUUGUAAUGAAAGCUGUUAUUUGCCAUAUUGACGGGCUCGAAUGGAUCGAUAUGAUACAGCACGGCUGCCAGUCGACAGCGCUUUUUACAGCAAUUCUCGCAAAAACCCUCCAUGGCCCUCAAACGUUGACGUUUCGGGUUUUUAUUGCUAACACGAUUUGCAAUUACCGAUUCCUACUGAGAGAUGGCAAGUUAAAGAAUCAAUUUUGGUCUGCCGCAUCAAAAAACAGCGGAACUACAGACAUGGACUUUAAAGUUCAAAAUCGUAUUUUUCCCGCACAUAAAUCGCUUGUCAUUGCACGCAGCAAGGCUUUCGCUGCUGAACUCGAAAGGCUGGAGAAACGAAUAGACGAGGACUGCACGAAUCGUAGACCUCGCAUUGCUCUUGACUUGAAUCCUGAUACUUUCGAAGCUCUACUCAAGUACAUGUACACGGGCGAGUUCCAAUUACCCACCGCAAACACCGAAGAAUUCUGGAAAAGCGUUGCAAAAUAUGAAUUGGCUACACUAUCACAACUCGGUGAGGUUUUGCUCCAAGGAUCGUUGAAACCGACUGAUUGGAUUGAAUUACUUGGGUCGUUAGAAGUGACACGGAGAGAACAACAGUUACCCAUGGGUUCGUCAUCUGAGGUGUCCACGAUUAGUCAUUCAGGUUUCACGCUGCGGUUUCCUGACCGCAUAUCGAACGAAGCGAAAGGGAAGUUCCAGUUUCUGGAGGAGACUAGGUUUGGCUGGCGCUAUUCUACGAGUACGGACGAAAAUGGCAAAGUUUCUUGUCUUCAUACUUGCUUCUUUAGUAGUCUUGAGUGUAACAGUAAUCUCUACGUUUUUGACGUUAUAUUUCGAAGCCAAAAUGAUGUAAUAACUAUGGUUGAACGCCACCGGCAAAACGAUGACUGCAUGUUGCAGAUCUUCUAUGCCAACGUGAUCCAUGGAAAUGUCUUUAACGAAUCCGUGUGUUUCGAAGUAUUCAUUCGUUCCCGUAUCGAAACAGUAGCUGUCGAACUGGUAGAUACCCAGCUUGGUGAAUCACUGUGGAUGGCAGCUGAGAAAGCAGAGGGAACGGACCUUGAAUUUCAAGUCGGUGAUGAAGUUUUCUGCGCCCACACGUGGUUAGUGGCAUGCCGUAGUCAGCCGCUUGCGACACUAUUUAGUGACUUGCUACUGGAGGAGGCGGCUGGAUGUGACGUUAGGUCUUCGUCAGAAACUGACCUUAAGACCACAACAACGAUAACGCCAGCAGCAAAAACCACAAUCAAAAUUAACGAUGUUGAACCAGACGUCUUCCGAGAGUUACUUAACUACAUGUACACUGGAACUCUAGGUAUGGCAGCCAACGAGCCGCUUCUAAAGGCUGCUGAAAAAUACGAAAUUGAAAGUUUAAUGAACAUUUGCAGAGCUGCUGUUCGUGAAAUUAAUUGUGAGAAUUUAUCACUCAAAGUGCUUUCUUAUUGAUAGUGAUAUGUUAAGCUUAAAGAGAUGGCACUUAUAGGAUUAAUGAUUAAAGUGAAGCUAG
This is a messenger RNA of Daphnia carinata, 2571 nucleotides long. RefSeq lists its product as uncharacterized. Gene Ontology annotation, biological process: proteasome-mediated ubiquitin-dependent protein catabolic process; regulation of proteolysis. Gene Ontology annotation, cellular component: cytoplasm; nucleus. The record is from RefSeq and is a predicted model, not a curated record. Gene Ontology annotation, molecular function: ubiquitin protein ligase binding. The transcript has 4 exons. Lineage: Eukaryota; Metazoa; Arthropoda; Branchiopoda; Diplostraca; Daphniidae. Bases 855 to 2510 code for a protein of 551 amino acids.